This is a messenger RNA of Melanotaenia boesemani (Boeseman's rainbowfish), 2391 nucleotides long. RefSeq names its product protein-glutamine gamma-glutamyltransferase 2-like. Bases 47 to 2119 code for a protein of 690 amino acids. NCBI's taxonomy places the organism in Eukaryota, Metazoa, Chordata, Actinopteri, Atheriniformes, Melanotaeniidae. The record is from RefSeq and is a predicted model, not a curated record. Gene Ontology annotation, molecular function: protein-glutamine gamma-glutamyltransferase activity. Gene Ontology annotation, biological process: peptide cross-linking. The transcript has 15 exons.
AGGAACACUUAGAGGAACUUAUCAGUCCUUAAAGCAGAAAUCUGAGAUGGCCACUCACAGCGGCUUGACACUGGAUGUGGAUCUGAGAAGUCGUGAAAACAACUCAGCUCACCGGACGAAGGACAUCGAUCAAAAACGUCUGAUCGUUCGCAGGGGUCAGCCUUUCUCCAUAACCCUGCAAUGCUCCGAGUCCUUGCCACCGGAACACCACCUGGACCUGGUCCUGCACCUCGGUAAAAGAGAGGAAGUGGUGAUUCAGGUCCAGAGGGAGCGUGGGGCCGGCAACAGGUGGUGGUUUAACCAGCAGGGGGCGCAGGAUGAAAUGCUGCUGACUCUACACAGUCCAGCCGACGCCAUCAUCGGUCACUACCGUCUGGCUGUGCUACUGAUGUCACCUGAUGGACGUGUCAUCCAGGAAACGGAUGUAAUGAGCUUCCACCUGCUCUUCAACCCGUGGUGUAAAGGUGAUGUGGUGUACCUGCCCGAUGAGAGUCUGCUCCAGGAGUACAUCAUGAAUGAAGAUGGACGCAUCUACAUGGGAAGCUGGGAUUCUAUCGGCAGCAUUCCCUGGAAUUAUGGACAGUUUGAGGACGAUGUGAUGGACAUCUGCUUCGCGGUCCUGGACAACUCCAAAGAUGCUCUGAGGAACUCAAAGAUGGACAUGGAGCACAGAUGGGACCCCGUAUACGUCAGCAGGAUCAUCACUGCCAUGGUGAACUCUAACGGUGACAGAGGGGUGUUAACUGGACGCUGGAGGUCGCCAUACUCUGACGGAGUUGCACCCAACCGAUGGACCGGCAGCGUGCGCAUCCUCCAGGAAUGGAGCAAGGACGGAAACAGAGCCGUCAAGUACGGCCAGUGCUGGGUGUUUGCUGGUGUGGCCUGCACAGUGCUGCGCUGUCUGGGAAUCCCAACUCGCCUCAUCACCAACUUCUCUUCAGCCCACGACGUGGAUGGAAACCUCUCCGUAGACCACCUGGAGAACCUUGACAGCAGCGAAAGGCAGGACAGCAGCUGGAACUUCCACUGCUGGGUGGAGUCCUGGAUGAGGAGGCUGGAUCUCCCUGAAGGAAAUGAUGGAUGGCAGGUUUUGGACCCAACCCCUCAAGAACUGAGUGAUGGUGAGUUCUGCUGCGGUCCGUGUCCGGUGACGGCCAUCAAGGAGGGAAACCUGGGAGUGAAGUACGACGCGCCGUUUAUAUUUGCUGAGGUUAACGCUGACGUCAUCUACUGGAGGGUUCUACCAGACGGCCGCCGGCAGAAGAUCACAGUGGACCAGAGGAGUGUGGGGAGGAACAUCAGCACCAAAAGUGUUUACGACGACUCCAGAGAAGACGUCACUCUGCUUUACAAAUAUCCUGAAGGCUCUAAGAAGGAGAGGGAAGUGUAUGAGAAGGCAGGACGCAGGGUCACCGAACCGACCAAUGACAGAGCAGAACUGGCGAGACUGACGCUGUCAAUCAAACAUGCUAAACCCGUGUUUGGGACAGACUUCGAUGUGAUUACUGAGGUGAGGAAUGGAGGAGAUGAAGAUGCUCAUGUUAAGCUGACUGUCAUGGCCGUGGCUGUAACCUACAACUCUCUCCACCGCGGGGAGUGUCAGAAGCAGAGCAUGAACGUGACGGUUCCAGCUGGCCAAGCCCACAAAGAAGUUCUGCGUCUGCGCUACAAGGACUACGCCAGGUGUGUCUCUGAGCACCAUGUGAUCAGGGUGAAAAGUCUGGUGGAAGCUCAGGGGGAAAACAAACCCAUCAUGACCAUGGCUGAUAUCCUACUGAGCAUGCCUGAAGUCAUAAUCCAGGUUCCUGGGAAGGCUGUGGUUUGGCAACAAGUGAUGGCCUUCAUCUCCUUUAUCAAUCCUCUGCCGGUCCCUCUGAAGGGGGGUGUGUUCACUGUGGAGGGGGCUGGCCUGCUGUCUGCCACUCACAUCCAUGUAGAUGGUGAUAUUUUACCGGGCCAGACCGUCUCUGUGAGCUUAUCUUUCUCACCCACGAGGCCGGGGGUGAGAAAGCUCCUGGUGGACUUCGACUCUGACCGGCUGAAGAAUGUGAAGGGGGUCACCAAUGUGGUUGUCCACAAGAAAUCCAGAAGCAUCCCUGUGAUUACCGGAAUUUAUUAAAACCUGCGAGGCUUCCUGUUGCUCCAGGGUGAUUUUAUUUCAGUUUAUCUUUUUAUUUAUUCUGGUCUGAUCUGCUGGUCUGUGACUGAUGACCAGAAAUAUGCUGAGAUAAAAAAAAGAAUAUGAAUGUGGAGCAGUGCUCUGGAUCCAUGUUGGCCAGAUGUUCAUCACUGAAUCUUUCUGCACUCUUUUACUGUGUUUUAAUCCUAAAAGUUCUGCAUUUGUAUAAUGAUUCUGUAAAGUAAAAACUAAGCAUAUACUUUAAAUAAACA